Messenger RNA from Diospyros lotus (date-plum), 1289 nucleotides. RefSeq names its product mediator of RNA polymerase II transcription subunit 28. Lineage: Eukaryota; Viridiplantae; Streptophyta; Magnoliopsida; Ericales; Ebenaceae. The transcript is spliced from 3 exons. Gene Ontology annotation, biological process: regulation of DNA-templated transcription. Gene Ontology annotation, cellular component: mediator complex. The record is from RefSeq and is a predicted model, not a curated record. Bases 490 to 915 code for a protein of 141 amino acids.
UCUCAACAAUAAUUUAAUCCCUUGGAGGGCCGACCAGCAAGAUGUUAUUUCUAGAUCCAGUACUAAAGUAGAAUGUAGGUAUAUAUGGCUUUGGCUUUAGCAACCAACAACUGAAUUAGAUUGGUUUUGUAUGCUUUUUAAAUAGCUCUGUUGGUGGAUUCUUUCCUAUUUAUAAUCGGUUUCAAGUCUGAAAAAAUGAAGAGGGUUGCGUUAAAUAUUAGAUUCUUCUCCUCUCUUCAUCUUCGGCGACGCAAAGUAGUUCGGUCUAUUCGGUUGGUGGGAAACUUUGGUCGGGUCGGUUCGGUUCGAUUCGAUUAAUAAGUGAAGCUUGGUUUGUUCGGUUUUUGAAGUCCGGUCGGUUCGACCGAAUGGUCACUUCUACCCAGUUCCAUCCUGUCUCCGCUUUUAGCUUUUUCUAUUGAGUGUUGACUGCCGAGGCUUCUUUAGUAACCCUAUUAUAGCUGUGCACUCUGAUUGGGAGGGAUAGGUAUGGCCGAGAGGCAAUCCUUCGAUCAGCAACAUCCUCUUGAUCCGCAGAUGCAGUCUCCGUCUCCACCGCCGGAAGACACGAUUGGUUUUGUGAUGGCUUUAGAGGCCGCUCUGCUUCCGUGCUUGCCUGCAAGAGAGCUCCAAGCAAUUGACCGUUCCCCCCAUCCCUCUCAUCAGAUUGACGUUGAAAGACAUGCCAGAGACUUCAUGGAGGCUGCCAAAAAGCUUCAACUCUAUUUCAUUGGCCUGCAACGCGAAGAGCAACCUACCAGAGUAGAAACCCUGCAAAAAGAGAUUGCCCUGAUGGAAGAAGAGUUGAAGAUCAAGUCGGAGCUUAUAAAGAAGCAAGAAAGACUGAUCCAGGGGUGGAGAAAGGAGAUGAAGGAUCAGCUAGACAAGCACAAGACAGAGUUAGAGAGGGUAUGAUUGUGCUUCUUCCAUGCCAAUUUAACCCAUCAUGUCAUUUCAAAGUUGUCUUGCUGGACAUGGGUGAGGUCAUUCCAUUAGCAGAGGCAUUUGGGAUCUUUUCUGAAUUAGGAGGAAGUUUGGGGAAUUCAAUUCAAUGGGUUCAUAAAUCCCCUUAUGUGUUAGAAAUUUUCAUUUGUUGGAGUAGAUUAAAAUUUAACAUCUAAGCCUAAUCAAAAUUUGACACAUCAUCUGUGUUUGUAAAUCUACUGAGUUAGUUUCCUAAUCAGACUGAUCCAAGGGUGGAGAAAGGAGAUGAAGGAUCAGACUGAUUCAAACUUUAAAUGUACUUUAAUAUAUAGUACUAUUAUUUGACAAAAGAAUAUAAUUUCUUA